AUGGCAUCCUCACCACGACACGAAGAGUACCAAUACCUCGAUCUCGUUCAGGAGAUCUUAGAUCACGGAGAGCGUCGACCAGACCGAACCGGUACCGGGACAUACUCCAUCUUCGCCCCUCGAUCGCUCAAGUUCAGUCUCAACGAUAACGGCAAGCCGAUUCUACCAUUAUUAACGACGAAGCGCGUGUUCCUGCGUGCUGUAAUAGCCGAGCUUUUAUGGUUUAUCGAGGGAAAUACAUCAUCGACAUCGCUCAGCGCGCAAGACGUCAAGAUAUGGGAUGGCAACGGAUCACGCGAAUUCCUCGACAACCUAGGACUCAAAGAUCGUGAAGUUGGUGAUCUAGGCCCCGUCUACGGUUUCCAAUGGCGCCACUUCGGCGCUGAAUACGUCGAUGCACGCACAGACUAUACCGGCCAAGGCGUCGAUCAACUAGCUGAUGUUAUCCACAAAUUGCGCAAUAAUCCCUACGACCGCCGCAUGAUUCUCUCCGCUUGGAACCCGGCCGACCUGAAGAAAAUGGUGUUACCUCCGUGCCACAUGUUCGCGCAGUUUUAUGUCUCGUUCCCGAGACAGAAUAGGGACGAGGAGAACAAUGGAGAAGAGAAGCCAAAAGGUCAUCUUCACUGCCAAUUGUACCAGCGGUCCUGCGACAUGGGUCUCGGUGUUCCUUUCAACAUCGCGAGCUACGCGCUGCUGACGCAUAUGUUAGCACAUGUCUGCGAUCUAGUCCCUGGUAGUUUAACACACGUUAUGGGCGACGCACACGUAUACAUCGACCACGUUGACGCCUUGAAAGUACAGCUAGAGCGCGAGCCACGUCCAUUCCCCGAACUACAGAUCAAGCGUGAUAGUGGUGGCUCAAUCGACGGGUGGAAGGUAGAGGAUAUAUCGGUUCUAAAUUACGAACCUCACAAGACGAUCCCGAUGAAGAUGUCUGUUUAG
Molecule: messenger RNA, 945 nt
Organism: Daldinia childiae
Lineage: Eukaryota; Fungi; Ascomycota; Sordariomycetes; Xylariales; Hypoxylaceae
Product: Thymidylate synthase
Exons: 2
Coding region: 1-945 (314 amino acids)
Biological process (GO): dTMP biosynthetic process
Cellular component (GO): cytosol; mitochondrion
Molecular function (GO): thymidylate synthase activity
Source: RefSeq, a predicted model, not a curated record